GCAUUAGCCCUCAAUGAUCACAUCAAAUUUACCAACAAAUGUAAAGCUCAAAUCCUCUCAAUUGGUCUCGGAGGUAGCACAAUCGAUGGGUUUUUACAUCAGGUCUCUCCUCAGAUGAAUAUAACUGUAGUGGAAAUUAGCCGUCAAGUGGUAAAUAUGGCUAGGAAAUGGUUUGGUCUUGUUGAAGAUGAUCAUCAUCGUGUUGUUGUAAGCGAUGGUGUUACAUUCAUAGCUGAGGCAGUCAGGAAAGGUGAAAUCUUCGAUGCAAUCUUACUCGAUGCAUGCGCGUCGGAUCAGCUGGAAGGAAUUUUGUGUCCCCUUGAGUCUUUCCUAAAUGGAGGCGUUUUGAGAAACAUUGCUUAUGUGCUUCACAAGCAAGGUCUACUUUACCUUACCAUUUUUAGUCGAGAUCUGAUUUCUAGUAAUCAUUGA
Molecule: messenger RNA, 432 nt
Organism: Cylicostephanus goldi
Lineage: Eukaryota; Metazoa; Nematoda; Chromadorea; Rhabditida; Strongylidae
Source: the annotation of a GenBank genome assembly